Symbiodinium necroappetens is the source of this 361-nucleotide messenger RNA. The record is from the annotation of a GenBank genome assembly. Lineage: Eukaryota; Dinophyceae; Suessiales; Symbiodiniaceae.
AUGGCACCAUCUGGAGGCGUCGACUUGUCCCAGCUCUUCGGUGGCGAAUGGCCGGCAGGCAAGCCCCUAGAUGAACUGUACCUCGAGCGGCUGCAUCCGAGCCUGCGGGCGAUGUUCGUGUCCUCGCCGACGCUGAAGGCGAUGUGGCAGCACGAGGUGAAAGCAGCCCUCGAUGGUAUGACCACAGAUGAUGUCUCCAAGCUCGAUCCGAACCAGCUUAAGCAGCUCAUGGAAGCGGAGAAGGAGGUGGACGCACGCAUCGGCGAGGUGAACAAGAUAGUUGAGGACCACGGUGAAGCGGUCGAACACCUCAAAAACCUCUUUGCGGGUAACGCGAUGGAGAGCGGGCUGGGUGUGGGCA